Messenger RNA from Pararge aegeria (speckled wood butterfly), 2868 nucleotides. RefSeq lists its product as uncharacterized. Gene Ontology annotation, molecular function: metalloendopeptidase activity; zinc ion binding. The transcript is spliced from 12 exons. Gene Ontology annotation, biological process: proteolysis. The record is from RefSeq and is a predicted model, not a curated record. NCBI's taxonomy places the organism in Eukaryota, Metazoa, Arthropoda, Insecta, Lepidoptera, Nymphalidae. Bases 5 to 2827 code for a protein of 940 amino acids.
GAGAAUGGCAGCGCGCUGGAAAAAUGUUUCUCUCGAUAAUAUCACAUUGGUUGUUACAGUGUUAUUUAAAUUUUCCUUUGCUUUUGAGAGGGAAAAUUUCGUUUUCUGGCCAAACGGCACCGUACCGUUUUAUGUGAAUCCCACACAUUUUGACAAGGAGCAGUCACUGGCGAUAUUGUCCUCUCUGUCACUCUUCACUCAUAAGACUUGCCUCGAGUUCCGGCCAGUGAUGGACCAGCCAUCUUCCACGCAGCAUGUGAUGCUUUUCGAGAACCCCCGCGGCGUCAGGAAGUGUGUUAUCGACAUGGAAGGUCAUGCUAAAGAGGAACCACAUAGGAUAACCCUCGGCUACGAGUGCCUACGUAGUCCGGACAUCGAGCUGGUCAUCAUGAAGGCAUUGGGGUUUCCCUUCGAGCAUAACCGAGCGAUACGCGAUCUAUACAUCGAUGUGCAGUUCGAGAAUAUUGAACCGGGUUACAUACCAUUUUUCACCAAAGAAAAGAUCCUACCCCCGGAGCUGAGGGUUCUACCGUACGACGUGAACAGUGUGAUGCACUUCGGUGAAAGGGAAUACAGCAAAAACGGUCACCGCAGCUUCAUUCUCAAGAAUCCGAAAACCAAACAGGCCAGAGUAGGAUUAUCGAAAACAGACUAUAGGAAAAUAGAAAUAAUUUAUGGACCCGAAUGUCAAAUGAGAGAUCGCCAAGCCAAAAUCGACGUUUGCAAAAAAUAUCCAAGCGUAAGAAGAAAAAGAGAUAUUGCACCAGAUUUGGAGAUAGUCCAAAAUUUGAGAAUUAAUAGAGACAUAACUCCACCGCCUGUUAAAUACCCUACAGACGAAAUAACAAGUGACAUAAAACUACUUAAUAUAAAUAGAGAAAUACAAGAUUUAGUUGAACUAGUUCACAAAAUAUCUGCAGCAGCUUUAGAAAAUGAUAGAGUUAAAAUUUGCAAUACCACAAAUACUAAUACAAGAACAUCUGACAGUAAUCUGACACUAGCUCAAAAUGUAUCGACUGGUAAAAAACUAAGAUCUAAUUUUAUAAGAAAGAUUAUAGAAGAGGUUAUUAAUCAUGUUAAAUACGUUAUCGUUAGCGCGAAAACAAACUUGACUAUAUAUUGUGACGCUACGAAUUCUAUAGAGCUAUUUCAAAGGGCAAACUGUGGAUGGGGAACCGAAAAUAGAUGCACCCAAAGGUACAAGUCAACUAUAUCAGGCCCCAUCAGGUAUUCUACCAAACAUAGACGCAUUCUAAAAUCGUUUACCACACAUAAUGGAAGAGUUGAAAAAAAUCAGUAUGCCAGAUUUAUAUCUGGUAAUGAUACACAAGAGGCUAUAAAUACUUCUAAAAAGGAAGAAGAUACUGAAGCGAUGCAUAUCACAGAUUUAAAUAAUUUUAAUAAUAAAACAAAGAGUACUUUUAUAACAGCUGCUAAUGAUAGCAAAGAAUCUAUAAGUAGAAAGAAAGAUACUGAAAUAUUCAAUCAAUCUGAAGUAAUGACUGAUGAUACUGAAUUAUCUAUAAAAACUACAUAUAGAAGAAAAAGAGACAUAGAAAGACCAAACAUUACUAUAAGUUAUAUUAAGAUGGACACAAAUGGUACUUUUAUAGCCACCAGCACUAAAAAAGAAAAUACUAAUCAUAAAACAGCUACUGAAAGAGAUGUUCUUGGGAAAAUUACGAAAAAAUCUAAUGAAAGUCUUUUAAAGAAGCCAGGUUAUAUUGAUAAAGAAAAUAUUGGGAUAAUAGGUAAAGGGAUCGAAAAUACUUCUGUAAAUGUCAGUAGGGAUAUGCUGCGUUUGGCUACUAAAGAUAACAGUGAUAAAAAAGUGGCUAUUGCUUCAGUAAACCGAAGACAUCGCGAGUUAUUUGGGCACUCCGACAGUUUUGAAUUGAAUAAAGAAGAAAACGGAGAUGACUCUUCAUCAUCAGAAAGCGACAUAAGAAAAACAAGAACAACUAAACGAGCAGUGGACAUUCGUCACAAAUUAGAGAGAGACAGGGACAGAGAUGAAGGAAGAGAGAGGAAAAACAGAGACAGAGAAGUAAACAGACCACAAAACAAAAGGCCCAAAGAAAAGAAAAGAUUGGUUCAUAGAAAGAAAGAGAAGCAUAUAUCCCGUUUACCAGAAACAGUACCACUAACGAAGGCAAAUAAGGAAUUCUAUGCUGACAGGAUAUGGCCGGAUGGUGUGGUCAGAUAUGUCAUUGCACAGGAUUCUACAUAUAACUUGCAAUCGAUGCGUGCUCGCCUGGAGGAGGUCAAUGAGAUACUGAAGAGAAAGACGUGCGUCCGCAUAGAGGAAAUCUCGGAGAGAGAGGGACAGAGAUAUAAGGACUAUCUCGUUAUUGAUACCAGUGCUGAUUACGUCACGGGUCGAGUGGGAGGGAGACAGGUGUUUGGAGCCAUAGAGCUGUUCGAAGGUGGACAGCAUCAGCAGCACGCCGCCCUGAUGGUGAUGGCGAUGUUGGGCUUCUACUUCGAGCUGUCCCGCCAUGAUAGGGACCGAUACGUGAGGGUUCACAACCGGCAUAUACGACCAGACAAACUCCAUCACUUCGAGAAGAUUCGAUCGGAUGCCACCCUCAACCUCCCCUAUGAUUACACGAGCGCAACUCACCCCGCGUGGCAGUUCUGGAGGAGGGUGGGGCGAAUUGGGAUAUCCACCGUCGCCACUUACAAGGAUCAGGACCCAGACGGCUCGAUAAUGAGAUCGCUUGGCCAAAACGAACAGCUUCUGUCGAAUGUUGACAUCGUAAAGAUAAACAGCAUCUACGGAGUGCAGUGCUUCCGGAAACAGCGGAGUUUCAUACAGACGCGUUGACGAAGUUUACUCGCUUAGAAGUUUAUAGAUUAUCUACAUUU